UGUUUUGUUCCAAAAGUUUAGUUGGCAAACGUCAGUCGGAGAGUGAUGUCAUUUCGUAGAUAAUAUCUCCUAAAUUUUUUCAUUUUCAUUUUUUCUGUCGUACCUUUGAUUUUUGUUUGAUUUUGUGUUAAUUCCGUACCCUUUCGUUAGAUGACAUUUAUAUGUGACUAAAAUUCGAUCUAUUGUAGCGAUAACGAAAGGUGUUUGAUGUGUGGUUUUUAUCUAGUGUUGUUUUGAUACACAGUUGCAGCGAAUAAUAUAAAUAAUGUGGAAUCCAACGCACAUUCAAGUUAUUGUUUUACGAGCAAAGGGACUACUGACUAAAGGCAAAAAUGGAACGAAUAAUUGUUUUGCAACGAUCGAAGUUGGUAAAGAGAAAUACGCAACAUCGAUCAAGGACUCAUCGCCACCAAUGUUGGAAUGGCAUGAGGAGUGUGAACUUACCAUUCCGGAUAAGGGCAACCGAGCCGAGCUAAUAGUCAAAUGUUUGCAUCGUAACAAUUUCUCGGUAGACGAAUUUUUGGGACAAGUUACACUGCCGCUCAGUGAUAUGGAUGUGUACGAAAAGCCAAGAUCAAAAUGGUAUAAGCUGCAAAGUAAACCGGGCAAAGACAAGAAAGACAAGGAUCGCGGUGAACUGGAAAUACGCAUAGCGUUUACGGUGAAAUCGGGUUCGUUGAUGGACCUGAGUAAAAAGGAAAAGAAAGGUUCGACGCUGGGAUCGUCACUAGGAUUAGGAGGUGGUGGUGGUGGCAGCCUGUUGAGCAUAAAUACAUUAGAGAAAAAGAGGAAAUUAAAGGAUUUCGCUAAAUCACUAGGUUCUAAGGUUCAUUUAACUGGUAAACCGAAAAAAGACAAGCAAAACGUUGACAAUGGCUCAAAUUCAGGAAGCGUUUCAAGCAUUGGCACGCCAGGUAGUGGAGUCUUUGCACCCCGACGAUUUGGACAAUCGGCUGGAGACGCUGAUCCUGGUGUUAUUAGUGAAGACGAAGACGAAUUUGUGUUUGACAAAUUGUCUCAUAAAAGUUCCGGCAGCUCGUUGAAUGUGGCAAAAGUACCUACGAAUUCUCAUCAAACGCCUCCAUCACCAUUGGCUUCCAACUCAUCGAAAAGCGAAAACGAAGACAUUCGCCUGCGAUCGAAAACGCUUCCACCGUCAAAGCCACCACGCAUAAACGGCGAACCCGGUACACAGAAAGUCGACGAAUGGGAAGCCAAACUGUACGGCAAGCACUUGGAGGUGGGCAGCUCCGAUUCACUGAAGCGCCGUUCAUGGGAAAGUUCACGUGUAAUGUUGUCAUCGCAACAAGACAUCCACGAAUCGACAAAAGAACCGACCAAUGAGCAUGUAACGUCGAAUACAGCACCAACCACGCCGAACUUGGAAGAUCAGAAACGGACGACCAGUGAACAAGUUGAUAAACCGAGACCAUUGCCGCGAAGUGCGACAUUGGAGAGUAUUGUCGAAAAGGAAAAGGAGACGAAAGAGGAAGUUGUGGAAAAGAAACCGGAAAAGCGAUUGAGCAAAUUCAAGUAUUUCCGCAAAGAGAAGACCGAUUCGCUGGAAGAUAUAAAACAUAAACUCGGCAACAAACAGUUCGGUGAACGCAUAAUAAUUGGACACGAGAAUGACCUGAAAAGACAUGGGGCCGAGGUUCCGCAAGAAUUAUUGAAGAAAUAUGACGGGAAAUCGAGAGAGGAAAUAAUUUUACUUGCAAAUGACAUGGAGAACGAAGUUCGUAUUCAAAAGAUGAAAAUGAAGGAAAUGGAAGAUUAUCUGGACAAUCUGCUGUUGAGGGUAAUGGAAACGCAACCCAAACUUCUGCAGAAUCCCUAUCGUAGUCACAAUUCCACCAAAAGCGGUUGAAAACAGAAAAAAAAACGUUCAUGUUCAUCUCAGUGCCUUAAAUAUUUGACCGUGAACUUCAUUCUUCUAUUCGUCAGACUAUUUUGAAUCAAUUUUUGACUUUUAAUUUAAUUUAUUUACACGCGCUAAAUGUCUAGCCUAAGUUUAAGUUUAAUGAAACCUUUUUGAAGGGAAGUGAAAACAUUUUGACUUCUCUCAAAUUGCAUUUUUUGUAAUUGAAAGGAAAAUAAAACAAAAAUUUUAUUCACAAAAAAAA
This is a messenger RNA of Bradysia coprophila, 2123 nucleotides long. It is a transcript of the gene Rip11, whose product is annotated as Rab11 interacting protein. Lineage: Eukaryota; Metazoa; Arthropoda; Insecta; Diptera; Sciaridae. Gene Ontology annotation, biological process: regulated exocytosis. Gene Ontology annotation, cellular component: intracellular membrane-bounded organelle. The record is from RefSeq and is a predicted model, not a curated record. Gene Ontology annotation, molecular function: small GTPase binding.